This is a messenger RNA of Chroicocephalus ridibundus (black-headed gull), 5183 nucleotides long. RefSeq names its product lamin B2 (gene LMNB2). The coding region runs from base 637 to 2439 and encodes 600 amino acids. Gene Ontology annotation, biological process: nuclear envelope organization; protein localization to nuclear envelope; heterochromatin formation. Lineage: Eukaryota; Metazoa; Chordata; Aves; Charadriiformes; Laridae. Gene Ontology annotation, molecular function: structural constituent of cytoskeleton. Gene Ontology annotation, cellular component: nuclear envelope; nuclear lamina. The transcript is spliced from 12 exons. The record is from RefSeq and is a predicted model, not a curated record.
UUCUGUCCAUGCGAUAAGAGAUGUUCCACAAGCCUUUGCUGGAGCCUCUUUGUCUAGUCGUUCCCUUAUCGUGUCACCUCCGAUGGAAACGGCUUUUUUCCGCUGCAAAAACAAGACCUGCCUUUCUCACACCAACAGGCGCGAUGGCGGCCCAGGGUGCGGGACAGAGGCCGGCGGCUCCUGCCAGGGUGGGGACCCACGGGGGGACCCGCACCCCCCAGCCCUGGUCGGCUGCUGGAGCGGGGCCGGGAGGAGCUGCCGGGGAGCCUGAGAGGAGCAACCCUGGUCCCUCACGGCUUCAUUAACGAAAAAACCCCUUGCCUUCAAGAUCGGCCCCUCGCUUUCUGCGCUUUACUGGCGCUCAGGACCACCCAGUUGUGUAUUUUAACGGGCGGCACGAGCCACGCUUCAGAAUGAGGAGCAUCCCGGGGCCUGCCGGGCAGCCCGCGAAAUGGACGACGGCGGGGACUGCACCUCCCGGCGCGCCCUGCGGCGCGGCCAUCUUGGCGCCGAGACUUCAUUUCCCAGGCGGCGCGGCGGCGGGGGAGGUGAUGUCCGCCAUCUUAGCGCUGCCUCCUCCCCCGGUGCGGCUGGAUUGAAUGAGCCCGCUGCCCGCCCGCCCGCGAAUUGAGCGCCAUGUCAGGCACCCCGAGCCGCGGUACCCCCGGCGGGACCCCGCUGUCGCCGACUCGCAUCUCCCGCCUGCAGGAGAAGGAGGAGCUGCGGCAGCUCAAUGACCGCCUGGCCGUUUACAUCGACCGUGUGCGGGCGCUGGAGCUGGAGAAUGACCGGCUGCUGCUGAAGAUCUCCGAGAAGGAGGAGGUCACCACCCGGGAGGUGAGUGGAAUCAAGACUCUCUAUGAGUCUGAACUGGCUGAUGCUCGAAGAGUUCUGGAUGAAACUGCCAAAGAGAGGGCUAAAUUACAGAUUGAAAUAGGAAAACUGAGGGCGGACAUUGAGGAGCUCAAUAAAAGCUACAAGAAGAAAGAUGCAGAUUUGUCUGUGGCUCAGGGUCGCAUUAAGGAUCUUGAAGUGCUGUUCCAUAGAAGUGAAGCAGAACUCAACACUGUCCUGAAUGAGAAGCGCAGUCUGGAAGCAGAGGUGGCCGAUUUGCGUGCCCAACUUGCUAAGGCUGAAGAUAGCCAUGCUGUGGCUAAGAAGCAGUUGGAGAAGGAGACACUCAUGCGUGUGGAUCUGGAGAAUCGGUGCCAGAGCUUGCAAGAGGAUCUGGAUUUCAGGAAGAAUGUGUUUGAGGAGGAAAUAAGGGAAACAAGAAAACGACAUGAACAUCGCUUGGUAGAGGUGGACACUAGUCGCCAACAGGAGUAUGAAUCCAAAAUGACUCAGGCCCUGGAGGAUCUGCGAAAUCAACAUGACGAACAAGUCAAACUGUACAAGAUGGAGCUUGAGCAGACUUACCAGGCUAAGCUGGAGAAUGCCAUGCUGGCCUCUGACCAAAAUGACAAAGCUGCUGGUGCAGCUCGAGAGGAGUUGAAGGAGGCUCGCAUGAGAAUAGAAGCUCUCAGCUACCAGCUUUCUGGCCUUCAGAAACAGGCUAGUGCAGCAGAAGAUCGCAUUCGUGAAUUGGAGGAAAUGAUGGCUGGUGAGCGGGAAAAGUUUAGGAAGAUGCUAGAUGCAAAGGAGAGGGAAAUGACAGAAAUGAGGGACCAGAUGCAGCAGCAGCUUACAGAGUACCAGGAACUGCUUGAUGUUAAAUUAGCACUGGACAUGGAGAUCAGUGCUUACCGAAAACUCCUGGAAGGGGAAGAGGAAAGGUUGAAGCUCUCUCCAAGUCCCUCCUCCCGUGUUACAGUCUCUCGGGCUACCUCCAGCAGCAGCAGUAGCAGUACUUCGCUCGUUCGCGCUUCCCGAGGCAAGAGAAAACGUAUUGAAACCGAGGAGUUUUCAGGCAGCGGAACAAGUGGAAUUGGCACUGGAAGCAUUAGCGGCAGCAGUAGUAGCAGUAGCUUCCAAAUGUCCCAGCAAGCUUCAGCUACGGGAAGUAUCAGCAUAGAAGAGAUAGACCUGGAGGGCAAAUAUGUUCAACUUAAGAACAACUCGGAGAAGGAUCAGUCUUUGGGUAACUGGAGACUGAAAAGACAAAUUGGAGAUGGAGAAGAAAUUGCUUACAAAUUUACUCCUAAAUAUGUCCUCAGAGCUGGGCAGACUGUAACAAUUUGGGGCGCAGAUGCAGGCGUAUCUCAUAGCCCCCCUUCUGUUCUCGUGUGGAAGAAUCAAGGCAGCUGGGGCACUGGAGGAAACAUUCGCACGUACCUCGUAAACUCUGAAGGAGAGGAAGUUGCAGUGAGAAGUGUUACUAAAUCAGUAGUUGUGCGAGAGAAUGAAGAGGAAGAGGAUGAAGCAGAGUUCGGAGAAGACGACCUUUUCAACCAACAGGGGGAUCCCAGAACAACCUCUAGAGGAUGCGCAGUGAUGUGAAGAACGAAAAAAGAAGCUCUUACUUGCUUUUUUGUUCCAUUUACUUCCUUUUACUUUUGCUAUUUUUUUCCCUUCAGAGCCACUGAAAACUAUUUUUAUAUGCAUCAUCUGAUUUCUUUGAAGUUUACUCCUUGGUACAUUUUGAUAAAAAAAAAUUCAAAAAAAAAACCCUUUACUGAACACAACUGCCAGAAUUUUUAAUAGAUUUCUUUAUUUUUCCCGCUUUGUUUAAACACUAUAUUGGGAUACAACAUUUUUUCCCAUACAGAGUUUAAAGUCUUAUGUACAAACCUGCAGCAGAAAAGAAGUUUUUAGCUAACGUGGGGUGAGAGUCCUUGAGUGUAUGGUAAAUCUAUAAUGGCACGGGUGACCAGGAUAACUAAAAAAAAAAAAAAAAAGGGUGGGGGGGCAUCUGUGGGGCCGCAGAAGAGAUUCACAGUGGUGUUUCCUCCAUACUUUAAGAAAUGGUAGUAUCUUGCCUGGUAUCCUCAGCAGCGCCCAGCUUAGGAAAAUUAGACCCCAAGCUCAUUAAAAAUGCUGCUUCACCAAUGGAAGUAACAAAGGGAAGUUGCAUUUCGGCCGUUCUCGGCUCAGGACGGCAGCAUCUUGCCCUGCUGCGGGGUUUCACAGCCUAGUGGUAAAAACAUCUGUGGCUGUCAACACCUUAGCGUUGGAUUGUUAUUUCAGAAGAUGGAGAAUGAGGGGUUCUGCUUACUGAAUACAGACACCAGCUUAAGGUAUGGAAGCGUGAAAACCAGAGUUUUAUUUUCAGGGGAGUUUGACAUUGUCACCGAUGAGACCUUGUUACAUCGUGGACGCAAGUUCUGAUGCACGGUGUUUAUGAUGUUAAGCAUCACAGUUUAAUGCUUUUGACAUAUUAAGCAUUAAACAGAAUGGUUAAGAUUUUAGAUGUUAAAAAGGGAUUUUUAAAGGUUAUCCUGUGUAAAUGUUGGCUCUUUUAAUCAGAGCUAGAUGCAGCCUGUUCAUACUUCUCUUAUAUUCAAAGGGGCUUUGUCAGAUAACUUAAGGAGCGGUAUUUGCAAAAUAGUACAGAAAUAGUUUAAUAACUUCUUGAAAGGAACUGCUGCUGUAGGACAUAAGCAUUGCUUUGCAGCGUUCAAGUGCUUGAAGUCAAGUCUAACAGCGAGUGAAGGGAGAAUAAUGCUUUUUAUUACAAAAAUGCUUUUAUGAGUAGCCGGCGAUUUUUAUUUCGGUAUGACGCAUUUUGUAUCUGACAGUGUCCCUUUAGCUUUAGGUUUCUUCUGCUGCGUUUCUGUGGAGGUAACUCUGACUCCCAUAAGGGUUAGUGUUCAUAGAGCAGUGCAUCUUUAAGCACUAGGAAAAAUACUUGACUGCUCCAAAGAAUGUAUUGGCUACUGUACAAGCAAAAGUUGGGGUUUUUCCAGUAGUUAUUAGUUUGAAUACAAAAUUUAGAUACCAUUUGACGCCAGCAUAGAAUCCUGUUUUUACCUGCACUCUUGAACUCUGACCUUGUCAUUCGAAUAGUUUAGACUCAUCAAACGGGCUACAAGGUUUGGAUGUUUUCGGUGGCUUUUGGACAUUAUGUUCUCUGAACAGUAUUGUGACUGACAGAUAUAACCUAGAGUGUCAGUUUAGUGGCUUUGACUGAUGGCUUUGUAACGCAAGCAGGGUGGGAACAAAGGGGUUUUUUUAAGCUUCCGGAUUUAUUUUGCCAUUUGAAAAUAAAUCAAAGAUGCUACUUUUCUCUCUUUGAGUGGGAUGACUGAAUUACUGAAGUUAAACUAAUAGAAAUGUAGAAUUAUGUUUUAAUCUGUUAUUAGCAGAUCCAUUACAAAAAACCAGUAUGAAGAUUUGGCUGUUUGGGCUAAUGGGAUAACUUUGUUGAUGUACUUGUCCAUUUUUCUAAUGUAGUUUUCCCACUCUGCUUGAAUAGAAGGUUAAAUAUGUAGUAAACCAUGUCUAUCUCUCUGUAAAAUGUAUCUUGUGAAAUUAUGUUUCUCAGACAUACUGUUAUCAAUUACCUCUUCUAAAUUUGUUAUGCAAACGAAUGCAAUCAAUGUAAAAGCAUUUUUGCAAUGCACCUUCCAACCACUGGACCGAAUUUCCCUUUCUGACCCACAGCUUCUAUAAUAUAUUUAGAUAAUGUUUGAGGGCUUUUUGCUUUUUUUUUUUUUCCUAAAGGUCUGUGUUGUUUUUUUUUUUCCACACUGGCCAGUUUUCAGAUUGCUUAUUCUUCUUUAAGGUUGUCCUGUAAAUUCAAGAUUGUUCUGUGAUCUUAAAUACUAAAGCAAUGAGUGUGUAGUUCAUUUACAUUUUUUCUGUAUUUUUCUGUAUUUACAUUUUUCUGUUUUGGUUUUUUUUUUUCCUGCAAAGAAUGGGCUAGGAAAGGCAGCUCGAACAAAGAGAACCUCUUGCUACCUGAGCCAUUGUUUUCUUAACAGCUACUGUAUGGGGAACGUGUCGUCUUGUAGCUUUACGGACUGGUGCUUGCAGACUUUUUUUGUGAUGAGCACCGGUGCCCUUCAGUAACAGUCUGCAGAAUUUGUCCUUUAGAUUUGUAACCGUGUCCUUUAACUUUGGAAACAGUUUAGUUUCUUCUUCAGUACCAUGUUUUAGGUGUUAUGCACAUGUUCAUGUAAAGUAGUGACUGACACUGUGGGAAAAGCCGAACGCCAACAGUCUCAACGUGGGUGAUUCUGUCACCACAGGGCUUUCUAAAAGGCUACUAAAAACAUGAGAAAUAAUUCCUAGCUGUAAAUUAC